AUGCCUCCAAGGAAAAAAUGGCUAUUGAAACUUUAUUUAUCAGCUGCAAAGGAAUCAAUUGGUAGUAUGCUUGCUCAGAAUAAUGAACUUGGAAAGGAACAGGCUGUUUACUAUUUAAGUAGAGUACCAACUGAUGUUGAAUGCAGAUAUUCUUCAAUUGAGAAGCUUUGUUUAUCUUUGUCUUAUUCAACCAUGAAAUUAAGGGUAUAUAUGCGGUCGGUUGAUGUCUACCUUCUUUGUCAAACUAAUGAGAUUAAAUAUAUGCUAUCAAGGCCAUUAAUCACUGGCCGAAUAGGUAAGUGGGCAUUGGCCUUGAUGGAAUUCAAUUUUAUUUUUGUCCCACAAAAAUCAGUUAAAGGAAGGGUUCUGGCUGAUUUCUUAGCCGAUCAUCCUUCAACUGAUAUUGAUCCACAGGUUUAUGAUAAACUAGAGUCAUCAGUCAUAUUCCUAACUCCUUGGAUAUUGAUGUUCGAUGGAUCAAGAACGGCUGAUGGAGCGAGGGCCGAGUAUGAAGCACUUAUAAUUGGCUUAGAAAUUUUAAUUGAAAUGGAUGUUGGUGAUGUAAAAUUCUUGGGAGAUUUAAACUUGGUACUUAGUCAAAUUACUGAAGAUUUCAAUGCUUAA
Molecule: messenger RNA, 624 nt
Organism: Cornus florida
Lineage: Eukaryota; Viridiplantae; Streptophyta; Magnoliopsida; Cornales; Cornaceae
Exons: 2
Coding region: 1-624 (207 amino acids)
Molecular function (GO): nucleic acid binding
Source: RefSeq, a predicted model, not a curated record